AUGAAGCCUUUUGUUUCUCUCAGCUCUAAGGCCACAUUGCUUUUCAUGCUCAUCGCGCUUCUGGUGCAGACCCAAGUGGAUGAAUCUCAGGCACAGAGCUGCUCGGCUGAUCUCGGUAACCUCAACGUGUGUGCACCCUUUGUGGUGCCUAGUGCCAAUAAUACCAAUCCCUCCCAUGACUGCUGUGGUGCACUCCAAGCCGUGAACCAUGAGUGCCUUUGCAACACCAUCAGGAUCGCUGCUCGCCUUCCUGCUCAGUGCAACCUCCCUCCCAUCACUUGUGAUGCAGGAAAUUGA
Molecule: messenger RNA, 297 nt
Organism: Ilex paraguariensis (yerba mate)
Lineage: Eukaryota; Viridiplantae; Streptophyta; Magnoliopsida; Aquifoliales; Aquifoliaceae
Source: the annotation of a GenBank genome assembly